AUGACAAACUUUGCAUAUUGGAGCAAGACGGAGCCUACGAACACUGUCACAGUGACCAUGGAAGGAACAUAUCAUAAUGAAGAAAUGAGGGGAAGUAUUUUUGGCACUUGCAUUUGGCGUCUUCUUCACGCCUUCACGUGGAUGUUUUGCUACCUCAUCAACCCCCCGGAUGGGCAGACUUUCCGUCUUCAGGCGAUCGUGAGGCAUUUUGGCUCCCCCAAGCCCGCAUCGUUACUUCUGGACUGCGAAAAUGAAGUCGUAUGGAUGUUGUCUCCACAUCAGGACUCGAACUGCUAUCUGAGCACAAUUCGAUAUGUCGGCUUGUGUCUAGGGACGUCAACUCUGCCAGGGGAUGCAAACCUGUUGAGGCUAGUCGGGGCAGGGCAUGUCAUGAAGCUCGUCAUGGCUGGUUGGCGCCAGCGAGAGCUCUGUUUUCCCGCGCGUAUUGAGAAAGGGUUGGCACAAACACUAUGUAUUCAGAGCUCUAAUAUUGUCGGCCAGGAGCUAAGGCUAAGGGACUGUUCAGAAGGGAAAGACAAGGACACAGCUGGCCAGGCUGAUUCCCGAAAUCUCGACGUGGGAUCGACAGUAAGGGAGGGAAAUAGCGGUGCACAUCGGUAUCAGGUUAUUGCAAAAGUCAAGGGUCUUUGGGAAAUCAUGGAGCCUCCAGAAAAAGCUCAUUACUUUAUUGGAACUGGAAGAAAAGAGAAGCAGAUAAGACCCAAACUUUUUCGGGAAUGGUUAGAUUGGCCUGCUGCUCGUGGCUGGCUGUCUAGCACUGUCCAACUUCCAAACGGGCGACAGGUGUGA
Molecule: messenger RNA, 810 nt
Organism: Colletotrichum lupini
Lineage: Eukaryota; Fungi; Ascomycota; Sordariomycetes; Glomerellales; Glomerellaceae
Exons: 4
Coding region: 1-810 (269 amino acids)
Source: RefSeq, a predicted model, not a curated record